UUGCCGGUGCACACCACGAUCAACUUUUUUACAACGUGCGCGUUCGAUUCGAAAGACCGUAUAACCUAUAUUCCAUCUAUAACCAUGUCUAAUAAACAAGCAAAAAAAAGGCCACAGAAAAGAAAAUUCAAACACAACGAAAUUAUUUCCAGCUCCGACGAAGAAUUCGACGAACAGAAUGGUCAGAAUCAAGGGUACGAGAGCGAAUCAGAAUCUGAAGAUGAAACUGCACAACAGAAAAAGAUAAGGUUGGCCAAACAGCGCAUAGCUGAAGUGGAAGAAGAAGAGCAGGAUCGUCUUGAAUUUGACAGAGGUGCUAUUGACAAGCGAUUACAUGAAGAAUACUUGGAAGAAAAAGGUCGUUUGAGAAAAAAUGUGGCUGACAGCUAUACAGGUCACGAAGAAAUCAAAGUACUGAAGUGCAAGGAUCAUCGUGAUCCUAUAACUUGUUGCUGUUUAACUAGCGAUGGACAAACAAUAUUUUCUGGAAGCAAGGAUGGAUCUAUUGUUAAAUGGUCCGUGUCAACACACAAGAAGAUAAGUUCUAUUAAAAGGCAAGAUAAAACCAACAAAGAUGGAUUAAAGUACAUCAGGUGCCUAGCUGUUAGCAGUGAUAGUAAAUAUUUGGUGGCUGGAUCAAAUUCAAAAUUUAUCCAUGUUUACGAUGCUUCUGACCUGAAGCAUCUGAAAAACCUUCAAGGCCAUCGAGAUGUUGUUUCUGGUCUAGUAUUUAGAAAAAACACACACUUUCUUUAUUCAGCCUCGAUGGAUCGUUGUGUGAAAGAGUGGAAUUUAGAUGAUAUGGCUUACGUCCAGUCUUUGUUUGGACAUCAAAGUGGCAUCACUUCAAUAGAUGCUUUAUCAAAAAUGAGAGCUAUAACAAGUGGUGGCUUUGAUGCUUCAGUGAGGAUAUGGAAAAUUACUGAAGAGUCACAGCUCAUUUUCCAAAAUAAUUUUUCUGGAAGUAUAGAUGAGGUCAAACUCAUCAAUGAAGAAAAUUUCUUGAGUUGUGCAGAUGAUGGUACACUUUGUGUUUGGAGUGCACAGAAGAAAAAACCUUUGUGUCACGAACUUAGUGCUCAUGGAAUCGAUGAAACUAAUGGAUUACCUAUUUGUAUUUUGAGUGUUGCCACUUUACUUAACACCGAUUUAGUAGCUUCAGGUUGCCGAAAUGGUACCAUUAAGUUGUGGAAAGUCGGCAAUACAUUCAAAACCCUUCAACUUUUAUUUGAAAUAAAAAUUCCGGGUUGUAUCAAUUCGCUGUCAUUCACUCCAGAUGGAAAGCAAUUAAUAGCUGCUGUAAGUCAGGAACCCAAGUUAGGAAGAUGGUGGAGGAUUCGUGAGGCCAAAAGUGGUAUAUAUAUAAUACCGCUGACAAUGAAUGCACAAAAUAAUAAUAAUCCUAGUAAAAAAUGAAAGGCGAAACAUUAAGUUUCGUGAUAUACGGUGACGUUCGACUUCUGUUUUUUUUGUGGUGUUGUUAAUUGAAAUUGGAACCAUUUAAAAGUAAAAUUAAUAAGCUUUCAAAUGGAAAAAAUACCAUAGUUAACCGCCAUUCUAAAGAAACAACCUAGUGUAUAUAGUGAAUGUGAAUAGUAGAAUAAUGUAAGUAAUUUUUAAAACAAAGCUUCUAAUUUUGUUGAAAUCCACAUUAAAUAAAUUAUAGAUUCUAAUAGAAUGAAAUGAGAUGUUCAUUCUAUUGGCGUUUAUUUGAACCCGUUUUUCUAGAAUGAUUUAUACUGAUUAUUAUUGAAGAAAGUAUUUUUGAAAUGCUGUCAUUUAUUGUACAAAAUAAUAAAAUUUAAAAAAUCUUACAAAAUUAUAA
Trichogramma pretiosum is the source of this 1825-nucleotide messenger RNA. RefSeq names its product U3 small nucleolar RNA-interacting protein 2 (gene U3-55K). Gene Ontology annotation, cellular component: small-subunit processome. Gene Ontology annotation, molecular function: protein binding; snoRNA binding. NCBI's taxonomy places the organism in Eukaryota, Metazoa, Arthropoda, Insecta, Hymenoptera, Trichogrammatidae. The record is from RefSeq and is a predicted model, not a curated record. Bases 85 to 1416 code for a protein of 443 amino acids. The transcript has 6 exons.